Molecule: messenger RNA, 456 nt
Organism: Purpureocillium lilacinum
Lineage: Eukaryota; Fungi; Ascomycota; Sordariomycetes; Hypocreales; Ophiocordycipitaceae
Source: RefSeq, a predicted model, not a curated record
AUGCCGUUCAAGUACUCCGUCACCGAGCCGUCUCCCUCGACGACCUCGUACGUCCGCACCGGCCGCGGCGGCGCCGGCAACGUCCGCCCGUCCACCCACUUCAACAACAGCACCACCACCACCAGUGCCAGCAACAACACCAGCACGACCAGCAACAGCGCACGCCCCCGGCGCUUCUUCACGGGCAUCGGCGGCGCCGGCAACGUCGCCCCCGCCGGCACGGCCUCCUCCCCCCUCGACGACGCCAUCAGCCAUGCCGCCGCGCGCGACAGCGCACCCCCCCUGGGCUACUGCGGCCGCGGCGGCGCCGGCAACAGGUACUACAACGCCCCGGAGCGCUACGUCCGCAAGCCCAGCGACGCGUCGACGUCGUCCGCCGUGUCUGAGGCCUCGAGCGCGCGCAGCUCCAUGAGCUCCACGGCCAAGCUGUGGGCGCGCGUCACCCACAAGCAAUAA